AAGAACAACCGUUAGACAAGGUCUCUUCCCCUAAGGUUGAAAUUCUCUCCAUUCGCUUCGAAGCUACAACUUUCGUUCUCUGGAUUGGUCUACCGGCGAGCAUUUCCGAUGUCGGUAAGAACUGUGAAAGUUGGCAAUCUCUCCUUAGGCGCGACUGAGCAGGAUAUAAAGGAAUUCUUUUCCUUUUCUGGUGAAAUCGAACAUGUGGAAAUGAAUAGUGAGAAUGAGCGGUGUCAGACUGCAUAUGUUAUCUUCAAGGAUCCACAGGGUGCAGAGACUGCAGUUCUUCUUACGGGAGCAACAAUAGUUGAUCAGUCUGUUUCCAUAACUCUUGCGCCGGAGUACAAGUUGCCGCCUUCUGCUUCAGCAACACCAACUGCGGCAGAGAGCACAAAUACUGGCGCUAUCGGGUCUUCUGUCCAAAAGGCUGAAGACGUUGUCACUGGCAUGCUGGCCAAAGGCUUCGUUUUGGGCAAAGAUGCACUUGGCAAAGCUAAGGCUUUUGAUGAGAAGCAUCGGUUUACUUCCACUGCUUCAGCCAAAGUUGCCUCUCUGGACCAGAAGGUUGGUCUUAGCGAGAAGAUCACCAUGGGCACCACCAUGGUGAAUGACAAAAUGAAGGAAAUGGACCAGAAGUUCCAAGUUUCUGAAAAGACCAAGUCUGCUUUCUCAGCUGCCGAGCAGACGGUCAGUACUGCCGGAUCUACCGUCAUGAAGAACCGGUAUGUCUUGACCGGGGCUUCAUGGGUCACCGGCGCUUUCAGUAGGGUCACCAAGGCUGCAGGCGACGUGGGGAAAAAGACUAUGGAAAAAGUGGCGCAGGAAGAACAAGGAAGAAAUAGUGCAGGGGGUCAUACUCCGGUCCAUGAGUCGUCCUGAUCCCCAAGGGCUGCUGCAAGUGAGCAACCUCAGGCCCCGCCAUCCCUGCAACGAACUUGAUGUUUGAUCCUUUGAUUUGCUGAAUCUCGUGUAGAAUUGUGUGGUAUUCCUGCUAGCACUACUAUGGAUCUUUAGACCAUUAGGUAUGGAUAGAAUGAUGCAUGGUUUGCGUUGGAAGCUAUACGUAGGAGUAAAACUUUCUUUAUUUUGAUAGCAGAUAUUAAAUUAUCGAAAGUUUAUACGAUAAUAACAUAUCGGUCUUCAUCUCAUUAUGUAAAAAUAAUAGGCUACAUAAAGUCGCUUCUUUUUCCUGUUACUUUGGAUCUUCAAACCAUUAGGUACAAGUAGAACAAACAAUGCCUGGUUUGCAUAAUGUAUUGUUGGAAUCUAUAUAUAGCGUGAAACUUUGUUUGUAA
Diospyros lotus (date-plum) is the source of this 1295-nucleotide messenger RNA. RefSeq names its product binding partner of ACD11 1-like. Gene Ontology annotation, molecular function: RNA binding. The transcript is spliced from 5 exons. Lineage: Eukaryota; Viridiplantae; Streptophyta; Magnoliopsida; Ericales; Ebenaceae. The record is from RefSeq and is a predicted model, not a curated record. The coding region runs from base 109 to 879 and encodes 256 amino acids.